AUGUCUGAGAUGAAUACGGAAUUGGAAGCCCUUGAACAAGCUGCGAAGACUUAUAAACAAUCGAAGAAGAAUACUUAUGAGAAGGAAUUGACUGCGUUGAAUGAGCAACUUGAUUUUAAAAGAACUAAUGCUAAACAGACUAAAACCAAAAAAGAAAUACGCCGAAGUAGCAAGAAGAGAGAAAAGAAAGCGGAGAAAGCGGAGAAAGCGGAGAAAGCGGAGAAAGCGGAGAAAGCGGAGAAAGCGGAGAAAGCGGAGAAAGCGGAGAAAGCGGAGAAAGCGGAGAAAGCGGAGAAAGCGGAGAAAGCGGAGAAAGCGGAGAAAGCGGAGAAAGCGGAGAAAGCGGAGAAAGCGGAGAAAGCGGAGAAAGCGGAGAAAAGAAGCAUUAUUGUUAUAAGCGAGAAGGUAAGCGAGAAAAAAAUAGCUUCGUUAUAA
Messenger RNA from Entamoeba invadens IP1, 435 nucleotides. RefSeq names its product Late histone H1, putative. The coding region runs from base 1 to 435 and encodes 144 amino acids. The record is from RefSeq and is a predicted model, not a curated record. NCBI's taxonomy places the organism in Eukaryota, Evosea, Mastigamoebida, Endamoebidae. The transcript is spliced from 2 exons.